Messenger RNA from Physella acuta, 1124 nucleotides. RefSeq names its product testis, prostate and placenta-expressed protein. NCBI's taxonomy places the organism in Eukaryota, Metazoa, Mollusca, Gastropoda, Physidae. The record is from RefSeq and is a predicted model, not a curated record.
GGGUCAUGUCUCGUCUGUCUAGCUGGCAUGUUGCCUGCAGACCAACGGCAGACGUAUGUUUGGUUACAAGACUUGACUUAUAGGGGCAGGUUGUCUUGAACGUUUUGGAGUUCCAGGGAUCAGACCAUGGCCCAAGCAGCUGUACUAUCUGCAGCCUACAGCCCAAGCCUCCAACUACCAGGCUACGCCCAGCACUACCCAACCCUCCACCGAGUUCCUCUGGCAGCCGUCAAACACGGCAUCUUCCACCCCAACCCGCCCCGGUUCCGCCGGAUGGAGAUGGACAACACCUUGCAUAAGCUGAGCAGCGAACAUUGCAGGACCACGACGACCUGUGGCCCAAGAGACUUUGCCAACUCAACAUCAACCAUCUUGUCUCCACCUCCUCAUAGAGUUCAUUCUAUGAACGCUACAGAAACGGGACGAAAACUGCACCGUCAGUAUGUGUCAUACGAUGAUCUUCUACAAUCUCGCCUGGCCUGGUCAGAUUUCCUAGGCAAAGGCACAGGACGAUCUAAAAGCUCGCUUCCAGAGCUAGAGUCUGCCAAAGAUGCUCAUUUCCAGGGCUAUGCAGUAAGAUAUUUGAGACCAGAUUUAACUAAAUCAUGGAAGUUUACCCUGCAAGCUGAACCCAAGCUGGAUCAAUAUGGCCAGAGACCAAUUCCUGCUAACAUUUACGCUCGAUAUCGGGACACCUACCCACAACAACAUAGAAAUGUGGCCAGUGAAAUGUGGAGGUAAAAAGAUUUGAACAGCCUUACUGCAGAGCAUCUGAUGAAUAAGCUUGAGAUUUAGACUAAGAGAAACAAGCCUGAGAAUUGGACUAAGACAAUUGGACAGUGUUAAAACUAACAUUUUUCUUUUCCUUUAGACCUGUAUGCUUUAAAGAAAACCAGUUUUUUUUAUUUAAUUUACAUGGUUAAAAACCAUACCAUAUCUAUUAAUACUAUAUUAUGAAAUGUAUUAAUAUGAGCUUCCAACAGUAUUAAAUUUUAAUUUUUAUGUCUACAUCUACCAAAUCAGCAUUGUUGUAAAUAAUGUUUUGAUAUUUAAUUAAGUGCUUUUAAGUUUAAAAAAAAGAUAUAAUAAAAUUAGUUCAUUUUGUAAUAUUUUUUUUGUGCAGA